GUAUUUUGUAUCAUGGCCGACGUUUGGCCAGGUCACCGUUUUAGCGAUUUCUAAUUGAUAUACACACUUGUUCCUAAUUUAUAGAAUAUUUGUGUAAAUUUAAAUCAUUCAAAAUGGAAAAUCUUCUCCCUAGCAUGUGGAAAGUUCGGGAUUUAGCUGAUAAGGUCACAAGCGUGGUGAUGAAUUAUACAGAAGUAGAAGCAAAGGUUCGAGAAGCCACUAACGAAGAUCCUUGGGGGCCCACUGGUCAAAUUAUGCAAGAAUUAGCUCAUUCCACUUUCACAGACGAACAUGUUCCUGAAGUUAUUUCGAUGCUUUGGAAGAGGAUGCUUCAAGAUAACAAACAGCACUGGAGGAUAAUGUACAAGUCUUUACUAGUGUUGAAUUAUCUAAUUAAAAAUGGUUCGGAAAGGGUAAUUAUGUCUGCUAGAGAACAUAUUUAUGAUUUAAGAUCAUUAGAAAACUACACUUUCAUAGAUGACGUAGGGAAAGAUCAAGGAGUUAAUAUUAGGCAUACAGUGAAGGAACUUAUCGAAUUUGUUCAAGAUGAUGAUCGUUUGAGAGAGGAAAGGAAAAAGGCUAAGAAAAAUAAGGACAAAUUUAUUGGUAUGAGUUCAGACACGUUUGGAAGCAGAUCUGGCAAUGAUUUAUUAAACGACAACUUUGAUCCAAGUGUCUCCGAACCCCACCUAGAAGCGAAAGCCUCCUCCAACGAAUUCGGCGAUUUAGCGGCUUUGGGCAAUCCCCCGGAUACGAUUCAAGAAAAAGAAGACAAUUUCGCCGACUUCAGCUCAGCCUUGUCACCCAAUUCUGGUUCAGAUACCGCAUCACAGUACUCAGCCAAAAAUCCUCUUACCGCGCUGUCUUCUAAUAAUAUCGACGGUGCUGUUGCUGCUCCGGAAGUUGGUGGUGUGUUGUCUACGGUGCAGAAGACCAACAUCGAUUUGGAUUUUGGAUCGUUGAAUAUUCAGCCUCAACCCGUUGCUCCCAAUAAUAAUUUUGGGCUGAUGGGUAACUCAAAUGCCGAUUUUAUGAGUUCAGAUGCCGAACGAGAUGCGACAGCGUGCCGGCCGAGUAAAUUCAGUGAACAGUGGCGUGCCGUUUCAAGACAGCAGGCGACAGUAAUAGAAAAGGAACUGACAGAAGUGUUAAUUAACUUCGUUACUAACACUAAUCGAACUAAGAAGAUCGCAUCCGAAGCCCAAUUGGACGACAUAUUGUUGCAGAUCGAGGAAAUUGUGAGUUUGUUACCCGGAACGUUAACUGUGCAAAAAGUGUUAGAUAUUGACAGUGAUUGUUAUAGUGAGUUGAUCGAACAACCUUACCGGGAUUUUUUAGAUUGUUUAUUAUCGUAUUUUGAUGAUAAUUUUCCUUUCAGAGGCGACACUCUUUAUGAAAGUGUUAAAAAUUUGUUAUGCGUCGAGAAUGACAGGUUAUUUUUAUUGAAUAUUAAAGCUUUGGUUAAAAUUCUACCAAAAAAGUCUGAAGGAAAGAUAACAGAGUUGUUACAGAUUGUUUUAGAGUCUGAUGGAUUGUUUUCUUUCAUUGUCUAUCAUAUUAUAGAUAAAAAGUCGUCGUUUAUAGGUUUCGAUCAAGAUGAAUCUUUCAAUAUUUGGAAAGAUUUCGUUAAUGUUUUAGUGAGUUUGCCUAGCAGGAUUUCCAACAUUUUAGAAGGAAUCGUUCCUAAUUUCUUUUCGAUUCGAUAUUACACGAAUUUUCUACUACUAACUUUCUUGAAAAUCGUCGAAUUUUUAUCUGAAUUUCUAUCUCACGAAGCUGAAAUCGAAAAAUUGAUCGAUUACAGUAAAUUAUCGCUACUAUUGAGUAAAAUUGUGACAGAUUUUAAUGAUAACGCUAAUUCAGAAUCUAUUAAAUGCUUUAUUGAAAUAAUAGCUUUGUUGACCAAUUCUAAAUGUUCUAAAAUUAGUUUGUACCAGAAUAUAUUGAGGAAAAUAUUGUUUAAAUUGGAUCGUUCUGCUGUCAAUACUUUCGCUAAAAUGCUUCUACUAAACGUAGAUCCGAAUAAAUAUUUGAUAACGAACAUUUUGGGUAAAGAUUUGAUCAAAAACGAAAAUUGGAAAUUUGUGCUGUGCACAAAAAUACCUUUAUUAACGAAUUUUAGUGGAAAUUAUACAAAUUUGAUGCUCAAUUUGACUAUAUAUUUAAGUUCGAGUAAUCAUUUUCUUUUAUUAAAAUUAUUUACAGAAUUGUUAACCGUUUGGGCUGAUAAAUCGGCUAUAAAUCGCACUAGUAUCGAACAACGGUUAUUCAUAACGGAAUUUAUGUUGUACAUUUUCAAUUCGAUGCAAAAUAUAAGUUUGAGCGAUCGUGAAUUUGAAAACAUAAAAGAAAAAGUAUACUCGGGUAUCGUAGUACAUUUAGAAUCGAAUAUCGAUAAAAUCAGAAGUACCGGCAUGAAAUUCGGAGAGAUAAUUCUAAAUUAUCUCACAAAAGAAGGUAACAAUGAUGCUGAUGCGGUACUCAAAUUCGAUUACGAUACUUUAAAUGAAGAAUGUAAAAUUAUCGUUAAUAGUUUGCAGAAAAUCUGGGAUACCGAUAUUCAAGUUUAUUAUAAAGAAAAAACCGAUUUCGAUACGAAAUUAAACGAUGUUAUUAUGAAAUUAAAAGACAGAGAAGAUAAGAUUAUAUCGUACAUACCACCAGAGCGUAAAUUCAGAUGUAAAAAAACUCUACAAGAACCUAAAAAUGAAAUUACAUUAUCCCAACUGAAAACAAACAGCAGAAUCAAAAUUAUCGACAGUACGGAUUUGCAUUUGGAUUCCGAUGACGAUUUAGAACCGUAUGACGUAUCUAAUGACAUCCCGACUACUUCUAAAAAGAACCCACCGAUGUAUUUGAGAGAUCUGAGGGACGGUUUAAUAGAAACCGAAGAUUGCGAUAUAUUUAGAUUGAGUUUGGAAAAUUGUGAAAAUUUAAUAACGGCUCAAUUGCACGAUGACGAUGCUAGUAUAGGUUUGGAAAUUUUGGAAAUCCUCUUAUCAAUAGAACCGAAAUUUUACGUCGAAAAUUUCGAUGACCUCGUCUUUCAAAGCGCUGUUGCCGUUACUACUGUAUACCCGUCGUAUUAUGCCGAAUAUUUAUGUAAACAAAUCCACGCGGAUAUCGGUAUUUUUUCGAUAUCGAAACGGGUGUUUAUGCUGAACGUUUUACGACAAACAGCCAAAAAUCUGUCGGUCAUUAAAACCGAAAAAAAUACUGAUAAAAAGAGGUCUAAAAAACAAAUAGAAUUAGACACUGCUGAAGAAGUAAUAAGAAAACGAUUAGAAGCCAAAACGAGAUAUUUCCACAAAUAUAAACAGGUUAAAAACGAACAAAUUAAUAGAUUUUCCGAAUUUGCGGGAUAUUUUUUCUUCCCCCUUCUCUACGGUUACAAUCAAAAUAAAAUGCUGAAUCAGUGCACUCAAACUGACAGCGAUUUCGUAUUUUUAAUCCACUUUAUCGAAACAUUAGCGAUAAUAAUGUGUGCGUCGCAAAAUUGCCCCGUGGCGCCUAGAAUGGCUAAGGAAAUAUUCCAUUUCUCUUGGUUCUUGAGAUUCCACAAGGAGGUGAAGGUGCGGAUGGCCGUUUUGAGUCUGAUCGCUUGCGCUAUCAUGAACGUGCCUAAAAGUAUCUUGUUGCGCGAUUUCACGAACGAAUUGUUGGAAAUAAGGUUGUGGUUGUCGGAUUUGUUGAGUCCUAACGUGGCCAAAGGGGAACCGAAUUUGGAAUGUAGGGAUCUAGCCGGUUGUACUAUCGUUCUUAUCGAAGGUAUUCUUAAGGAAGAAACUGAUGUAGAUGAUUAAUAUCAUGUUUAGUGUUUUUUUUUUGUACGAAUAAAAUGUGAUA
Psylliodes chrysocephalus is the source of this 3846-nucleotide messenger RNA. The record is from the annotation of a GenBank genome assembly. NCBI's taxonomy places the organism in Eukaryota, Metazoa, Arthropoda, Insecta, Coleoptera, Chrysomelidae.